AUGCGCUGGAUAGAAUGUGUUGUAGGAGCAGCAUUUGUUGCUUUCAGUGAAGCUUCAACAUUGACACCACCUGUUAUACCUCUGAUCGUGAGGAAUCCGUAUUUAAGCACUUGGCUGGGACAUGCUAGAGAGCUUCCUUGGGAGCAUUGGCCGAUUUUCUGGACUGGACAAGAGGUUGGAUUGUCAAUUCUAGCUGCUGUUCCCGCUACGAAUGAUGUAUAUCCACUACUAGGAAGACCUCAAGACUCGCUUCCUAAAUCCGAUCAGAGCUUCAAUGUUUCCUACCCUACCUACCUCGGCGCAACGUUCGAUGCUUCCACGACGAAUCUGACAUACGAGAUACCAAGUGCGAAUCAUUCGAAUGCCGCUUCAGUGAUAGUCGUUUCCUUCCUUUCCCCAAUCACCCCCACCUCGACAUUGCGACAGUCCAUACCCGCUUCGUACAUCACAGUCUCAGUCAAUGGCAAAGCUGAUAUCGAUAUAUAUAUUGACUUGAACGGUCUAUGGGUUAGCGCAAAUCGAGGGAAUACAAUUCAGUGGGAGAUGAGCCAAACUCCACACGAAGAAAGAGAAAAGAAACAUCCAUCUCUGCAGACCUGGAAAAUCAAGCGCCAGAUCGAGCAGCUACUGACAGAAGAUGCGGAUCGAGCAGAAUGGGGAACCCUACAUUUUUCUGGACCUGCGGAUGUUCAAUACGAAGCUGGAACUUCUGCUCUUCUCCGUCAGCGAUUUGCCAGAAACGGAACGCUGCAAAACACGAUUGACAAUAAUUUCCGCGCCAUCAUGGAUGAAGAACCCGUCUUUGCAUUCUCCAAAUCUUUUAAAGCAAACGAUACUUCCAACAAAGGUGGAAAAUCCAAGAACAGCGUUCUGUUCACGAUAGCACAUAUUCAGGACCCCGUAAUCCAGUUUGCUUCGGCAAGAGGCUUGACUUUGAUGAAGCCGCUUUGGGCAGCAUAUUAUUUCUCGCCAGAAAAGCUGCUUGACUUCCAUUACUAUGAUUUUGAAGUAGUCUCCCAACUGGCCAGCAACUAUUCGAGGCAGCUAGAAAUAGACGCUCUGAAAUCUGGUUCCGAAGAUUACAAGGAUAUCUUGGCGUUGAGCGCUCGACAAGUGCUUGGAGCUUGUUCAUUUUCAGGCACACCUGAUGAUCCCAUUAUUUUUUUCAAGGAAAUAUCGUCUGACGGUAACAUGAACACAGUCGAUGUGAUUUAUCCAGCAUUUCCAUUCUUUUUGUAUACCAACCCGAGAUGGUUGGCAUAUCUUUUAGAGCCGCUCAUUGAGCAUCAACUUAGCGGCCAGUAUCCGAAUGACUACAGCAUGCAUGAUCUUGGUUCUAGCUUUCCGAACGCGACUGGUCAUCCUGAUGGUCGAGACGAGUAUAUGCCUGUAGAGGAAUGUGGGAAUAUGCUUAUAAUGGGCUUGGCAAUGAUUAACUCCAUGAAGUAUGAUACUGAACCUGCAAGCCUAUGGUCUGAAUCCGGAUCGCAGCGAUAUAUCGAGUCUGCAGGCGGAUCUGUAUCGCUUCACGUCGACGAAAACGGCAUGGAUGAUUCCUUUGGCGGGCGAAUAUCAGCCAAAGGCGAGAAACAAGCACGUAAGUGGGUUGAAGCUUCUUACAGAUUGUGGAAGCAGUGGACCGGAUAUCUUGUUCGUGAAGCGUUGAUCCCGAGCAAUCAACUAUCUACAGAUGACUUUGCUGGAUGGCUUGCAAACCAAACGAACCUUGCUUUAAAAGGUAUUAUCGGAAUUCGAGCAAUGUCGGAAAUUUCAGAGUUGAUCGGGGAGACCGAUGAUGCUAAGUAUUAUCGGAACAUUUCCGAAACAUAUAUCAAAAGGUGGGAAAGGGAAUUCGCUCUCUCUAGAGACGGCACCCACGCUAAGUUGGCGUACACAUGGUUUGGUAGUUGGACAACUUUGUACAAUUUGUUUGCGGAUUCGUUGCUGUGUUUCCAUUUACCGGACGGCUCGAGCUCCUCCUCUGUGGGUAAACAGGAACUUUUAGUGGAACACGAGGCAUCCAAAUCUAAGACCUCAUUUGUCAACGAGAGGAUUUACAAGAUACAGAGCGACUGGUAUCAUAACGUUCGCCAAAAGUAUGGACUUCCUCUCGACAGCCGGCAUCUAUACUCCAAGAGCGAUUGGGAGUUCUUUGCGGUUGCGGUUGCAAGCAAGCAAGUCCGGGAGGAAAUUGUUGAUUCAAUCGCAUUGUGGGUGAACGAGACCUCGACGGAUAAACCACUGACAGAUUUGUAUGAUACUGAAGGAACCGGAGGGUUUCCCGGGUUUGAAUUCAAAGCUAGACCAGUUGUCGGCGGACAUUUCGCUUUCUUGGCUCUGGAAAGAGCAUGUGGUGGGAAAGCUAUGGAAGGAUUGAACUUCCUCAAUGAUGAGCCAGCCAUGGAAUUCUCACCUUUGAUCCAUGAUGAGCCGCAGUGGAUCGCUCUUAAAUGGAACGACGAUUGUUGGUAA
Molecule: messenger RNA, 2472 nt
Organism: Glarea lozoyensis ATCC 20868
Lineage: Eukaryota; Fungi; Ascomycota; Leotiomycetes; Helotiales; Helotiaceae
Exons: 5
Coding region: 1-2472 (823 amino acids)
Source: RefSeq, a predicted model, not a curated record